Molecule: messenger RNA, 1140 nt
Organism: Necator americanus (New World hookworm)
Lineage: Eukaryota; Metazoa; Nematoda; Chromadorea; Rhabditida; Ancylostomatidae
Exons: 10
Coding region: 1-1140 (379 amino acids)
Biological process (GO): regulation of transcription by RNA polymerase II
Cellular component (GO): nucleoplasm
Molecular function (GO): DNA-binding transcription repressor activity, RNA polymerase II-specific; RNA polymerase II cis-regulatory region sequence-specific DNA binding
Source: RefSeq, a predicted model, not a curated record
AUGGUUGAGAUAGUUGAAAUGCCAUCUAUGAACGUUGACGAUCCCUCUCCUUGUCCACAAUGUCCGAAAACGUUUGCAAAUGUCAGACUUCUUCAACAGCACCAACAAAUGUUUCAUUCUGAUAAGUCAUUCGUUUGUGAGAUAUGCGGGAAAGCUUUUCGUUUUCGAUCGAAUCUCGCGGAACAUCGCUCUGUCCAUACAGCGUUGAAGCCUUACGUAUGCAAGUAUUGCGGGAAGAGUAGCCGGCUGAAAGGAAAUCUCACCAAACAUAUACUUAAGCACCAUAAAAAGGAGCAGAACGAACAGAUAGGGAAAGAUGACAUUAUUAUUAAGAAGGGUAAAAAAUCGGUUAAGGACCCUGCGGCGGUGGAUUUUCUGGAGAAAUCGAUGAUUGUCAUGGCUCAAAAUACUACAAACGAAUCAACAACGCUUACUCUUUUACCACAGGAUGAAAACAAUGAACAGGAGAGGUCAAUCUUAAUUUCGCUUGGACUUGAUUACAACCACUCGCUGGAUCUUCGAGACAGCCCGGACGCAAGCGCGAGCCCAGAAAAUGGCACGUAUAACACGAUGAAACCGGAAUACAUAGAGGAUCAAUCUUAUGGUAGUCCACUGCCGAACAAUACAGUUGGAGGUGAAACGUCCCUGGCCGCUCUGAUUGCAUCGGUUGGUUCGCCUCCUCAUCUAAACAACAGCAAGACCCAGUGUUCCGAAUGUGGUAAACAUUUUCGCAAAAGUUCCUCUUUGCACGUUCAUAUGACGCUUAAUCAUGGAUUUCCUCCACCAGAAUCUAUUGGAUCUUCAGAGGAAAAAACAAGCGAGUGCGAAGCAACUACUGACGAAAACUGCCUUCGGACCGAAUUAAGAGCUAUGCGAAGUUUGGUAUCAGAUUUGAAGGCUCAAAUUGUUGAUAUGCGUCAAGCUCAGGCAGCCCCUAACACAGAGCAGAUGUUAUCUGGUAUGGACACUCGCAUCGGACGUUUGGAGAAACAGCUCGAAGUAGCGCUGAAUUCCAUCUAUACCCUUGUACAGUUAACCACUGGUAUGAACAACAACGUAACACGUUUUCGGGAAGACGCCGUGGAUCAACUCAAAGGUAUCCGCGCCCAUCUCGACUCAGUGAAUCGUUUUGUUCUUUGA